Molecule: messenger RNA, 637 nt
Organism: Ceratotherium simum simum (southern white rhinoceros)
Lineage: Eukaryota; Metazoa; Chordata; Mammalia; Perissodactyla; Rhinocerotidae
Gene: FAM216B
Product: family with sequence similarity 216 member B
Source: RefSeq, a predicted model, not a curated record
GAAUUUCCACUGCCACCAUCGCAUGAAGAAAGAGACCUUGCAAGAAAACUACAUUGAAUACGAAUACCAGCUUUUAAAAAGGGGAGAUUACAAUACAGGGAGAAAGAAUGGGAGGAAAACGGAAAAGACAACAAAAACUUCGGAACGUUCCACAGAUUCCUCGCAUUCGAGUCCCUCCCUCUGCUUCCGACACUUCAUUACUGAAGGACCUAACCCAAGGGCAGCAGCGCUACUUUUACAGUAUCAUGAGGAUUUAUGACUCUAGACCCCAGUGGGAGGCCCUGCAGACCCGCUAUAUUCACAGCCUUCAGCACCAGCAACUUCUCGGCUAUAUUACUGCACAGGAGGCUUUGGCUUGUGCCGCUGUACUUAGAGAGUCAACCAAGAGAGCCUCAGCCAAGGUACCUCCUCAAAGAGCCGUCUCCCGGAAGGCUUCGGCCAUGACAAGAACCUGGCCAUCAGCACUCCCUGUGUCUGUGGUUCGACCCAGGGUACAGAGUACAGGGCUCUGAUCCCUUAGGAACCGAGGCUUUGCACACACUCUGAAACAUGUAGUUUGCCCAUGUACCCCUGGCACCUAGUGGGUGCUUAGUGCAUAUUUGUUGAAUGAGAAUGAAUAAAAGAAUAACUUCUAAUA